Linum tenue is the source of this 630-nucleotide messenger RNA. Lineage: Eukaryota; Viridiplantae; Streptophyta; Magnoliopsida; Malpighiales; Linaceae. The record is from the annotation of a GenBank genome assembly.
AUGAAGUCCGCAAUACUCCUAAUACCUUCCUUCCUACUCCUAACCGCCGUAACCGCAAAACCGCCGCUCUCAUCAGCCACUUCCGCCGUCCCCGUAACCGACGUGGACGGCGCCCCGCUCCUCUCCGGCCUCAACUACUUCAUCCUUCCCUCCGUCUCUGGAAACGGCGGCGGCGUAACCCUAGCCCAAACCAACACCAAAGAACAUUGCCCUCUUUCUGUGGUCCAAGACCGCCACGAGCUCUCCAAGGGCCUCCCCGCGGUGUUCCUUCCGGUCAACACCAAGCUAGGCUACGCCGUCCAAACGGCCACGGACCUCAACAUCGAGUUCACCGCCGAGACGGCCUGCGACGAGGCGGCGGUGUGGAAGCUGGAGGAUUACGACGACGAUGUCGACAAGUGGUUCGUUGGGACCGGCGGGAUCGAAGGGAAGCCCGGUUUGAGGACGGUGGGGAACUGGUUCAAGAUUGCCAAGUUUGGUGGAAGCUACAAGAUUGUGUAUUGCCCUUCCGUGUGCAAAUCUUGUAGAGUGACGUGCAAGGACGUUGGGGUUUUUGAAGAUGAGGAUGGCAAGAAGAGGCUUGCUCUCAGUGACGACGCUAUGAUUGUUAAGUUCGUCAAGGCUAGCUAG